AAAGUGACAACCAAUUCCCAGCCGCUCGGCUUCCGGAGGCAAAGGAUGAAGAUUUACUCGUAUUCCUGUAGUGCGACUGGUCUUGCUACCUGUAGAGCGAGUGAGGUGCCCUCUGCGUCGGCAGCAUAUAUGCUCAAGGGAAGAAGGCGGGGGAAGGAGUUGCUGAAUCGAGUACAUUGGAAUGUAACCUUGCAUUUAGGUCGGAAAUUAUUAAAUUGAAGCUUCUAAAUUACACCGGGAGAAACAGAAUCAUAGUUCGGAACGCAAACGAAUGCCAAGAAUGGUCAGUGAGUCAAAGGACCUGUCAGAAACAAGCAGAUACUCGUGACUAGACUCACCGCUGCAGCAAACAUUGAGUCAUUGAGGUUAAGGGGGCCGGGCGACUGGCCUUUCCACCUCCAUAAGACUGUAACUUGAAAACUUCCAUUUGCCACAUCAGAAAGCGCAGUAUGAUGUCAGCAUCUGGGCCAAGGGCAACUGCUACAUUCAGGAGGUGGUGGCAGUAUACUGAAGAGGAAUGAAGAGGACUAACGUAUGUCAUCCAGAUUCCAGUUCAGGCUCUAGAGCAGCAAGGCCUACCCUGCGUAGAGGAGGUUCCUCAACAGAAUCAAGCAUCAAACGGGCCUGGGGGCAACUGUGAACAGUUCAUUUGAAACGUCCAAACUCGUCUACACUGUAAAAGCCUCUACCUCUGAAUAAGUUCUAUGGAAACUGCGUCUUUUCACACCUUUCAUGACCCAGUUUUCUCCCGGCGCAGUUUUCCUCUUUGGUUCUUCAAGAUGACCAGAACAGACGGGACAGCGCGGGUGGUAGGAGGGAGAAUAAGUAAGGUGCCCUUUAGUUGCCAAGCAACGACGCAACCAACCUCCACAGCUCCAUCCUCCUUUAGGCGCUAGCGUCAGCGAUUCCGAUUUCAGCCCCGCCCCCUGGAGCCCGCGGGCGCUCGAUUGGUGGACGAUUCUCCCCAGACAUCCCCUGAACAAGAGCUGCCAUGUCUGGGAAUUCUGCAUUAUCCUCAGAACAGAACAACAACAGCUAUGAAACCAAGUCAAAUCUCCGAAUGUCUGAGAAGAAAUGUUCAUGGGCGUCCUACAUGACCAACUCCCCGACCCUCAUCGUUAUGAUUGGUUUACCAGCCCGGGGCAAAACCUACGUGUCCAAGAAACUCACACGCUACCUCAACUGGAUUGGGGUGCCCACCAAAGUGUUUAACCUGGGGGUGUAUCGGCGUCAAGCAGUCAAGUCCUAUAAGUCCUACGACUUCUUCCGACAUGACAACGAGGAGGCCAUGAAGAUCCGCCGACAGUGUGCUCUGGUGGCGCUGGAGGACGUUAAGGCGUAUCUCACUGAGGACAGUGGGCAGAUCGCGGUGUUCGAUGCCACCAAUACCACUCGAGAGAGGAGGGACAUGAUUUUGAACUUUGCCGAGGAGAAUUCCUUCAAGGUCUUCUUUGUGGAAUCUGUCUGUGAUGAUCCCGAUGUCAUUGCUGCCAACAUCCUGGAGGUAAAGGUGUCGAGCCCUGACUACCCUGAAAGGAACAGGGAGAAUGUGAUGGAGGACUUCCUAAAGAGAAUUGAGUGCUACAAAGUCACCUAUCAACCCCUUGACCCAGACAACUAUGACAAGGAUCUUUCUUUCAUCAAGGUGAUAAAUGUGGGCCAGCGAUUCCUAGUGAACAAAGUCCAGGACUACAUCCAGAGCAAGAUCGUCUACUACCUCAUGAACAUCCACGUCCAGCCUCGCACCAUCUACCUUUGCCGGCACGGAGAGAGCGAGUUCAAUCUCUUGGGGAAGAUUGGGGGUGACUCGGGCCUCUCGGUGCGGGGAAAACAGUUUGCGCAGGCUCUAAGGAAGUUUCUGGAGGAACAGGAGAUCGCAGACCUCAAAGUGUGGACGAGCCAGUUGAAGAGGACGAUCCAGACCGCUGAAUCCCUGGGGGUGACCUACGAGCAGUGGAAGAUUCUGAAUGAGAUUGAUGCUGGCGUGUGCGAGGAGAUGACGUACGCGGAGAUUGAGAAACAGUACCCAGAUGAGUUUGCGCUUCGAGAUCAAGAGAAGUACCUGUAUCGAUAUCCUGGAGGGGAGUCGUACCAGGACCUGGUGCAGCGGCUGGAGCCUGUCAUCAUGGAGCUGGAGCGUCAGGGCAACGUCCUCGUCAUCUCCCACCAGGCUGUCAUGCGCUGCCUCCUGGCCUACUUCUUGGAUAAGGGUGCAGAUGAGCUCCCGUACCUGAGGUGUCCUCUCCAUACCAUCUUCAAACUGACACCUGUGGCCUAUGGAUGCAAAGUCGAAACAAUUAACCUCAACGUGGAGGCUGUGAACACCCACCGUGACAAGCCAACUAACAACCUCCCCAAGAACCAAACCCCUGUAAGGAUGAGAAGGAACAGCUUUACGCCUCUGUCCAGUUCGAAUACAAUAAGGCGUCCAAGAAAUUACAGUGUUGGGAGCCGGCCCCUCAAGCCCCUCAGCCCUCUCCGUGCCCUGGACACGCAAGAAGGGGCCGACCAGCCGAAGACCCAAGUCAGCAUUCCGGUGGUGUAACCGUGUGUUUCCCUCCAGCCCUGGCCUCCUGCCCUUGUCACUAAUCACCAAGGAGUCAUUUAACUUCCAACCCCCACCCUUCCCUCCCCUGGCCCCCCCACCACGAAUCUUAACAGAGAACGUGAGGUCAUGUGUUUGCAGACCCACCUUAGCUAGUCCACGGCGUGAAACAUCUCCCCGCUCAGGGACAGGCUGGCGAGUUGGGUGUGUUAGGACAGACACGUCCUCGGUUGGGGAGGUCUGGAGGUGGAUGAAAAGGGACAUGCUCUCCUGGGGUGAUUGGCAGAGCUGGGCUGAGGCUGAGCAUGCUGUGGUUCUUGUCCGUCCACUGCGUCUAAACUUACUAAUGUCCUUGUGUUGGUAAAAGGGUGUGGCGGGGUGUGGGGUGGAGGGGACAGGGCAGCCCAUUCUCCCUCCACCUCCACCUUGCCUCUUCAAGGUGUGCUUUACUCACAGACCUUCCCUGCCUGCUUCUUCCCCUUCUCCCCUGUCCCCUUUGGCUUGCCCAAUGUGAUGCAUGGCACUGUCGUUGUGUGUCCGUCUAGGAGGGAAGGGGCGGUGGGCGAGAGAGAAAUCUGGCCUCAGUGGAUGCUCUCUGCAGUGGGUCUAAAUGGGUCUGGACUUAGGAGAGCCUUUCUUUUCCCUUCUCCCCUCCUCUGGAGUCAGGUCCUGCAAGGGUCAGCCCGGGCUACAGAACAUCCACAGAUGCUCUAGAGCCUGGAAGUGGACGUAGGGUGAGCGUUCUCGCCUCCUUUCAUGAGAAACAAUCCUGAGUCUUCGGUGCCCUGGGGGAGGCUGGGUCUCAAUAGGUGGGAAGUACCUUGAUUUGUGUUUUUCAGAUAUAAGUCUUUGGGCCUCAACGGAGUGAGGUUCAGGAGAGGACAAUGGUCUCUGAGUCUUGCAGGGCUCUUGGGGGGCAGUCAUGUCUUUUCUCCGGUGGGUCCCAGCUUCUUUGCCGACCAUGGGAACUCCUGCCAAAGCCAGUGAGCUCUGGGACGGUUUAGAAGGACAGAGUUGGAUUCAGGAGUCGCUGUUGAUGUCUGGGUUGCUCACGGGAAAUGGCAGAGAAGAGCUCACUAGAGCUGCGUUUUAUUUUCCAAUGAUUCCAGCCCACUUUCCUCUUUAAGUUAAAACUGUCUUUUGCAUGAGCAUCUUUUUUUCCCCCAAAUGUGGAAAAGCGUGGUGAUAAAUUUAACCUCCCUCACUGGGGUACUGUUUUAUCUCACCUUGACGUCCAGGGGAGUCUUGGGAUCCCGUAGGGUCUAGCUCUAGACCAUUUAUCCAUUUACUUGUGUCGUUCCAUUUUUCCUGCAGGUUAAGCAGGAAAUGUGUAGAGCAGGGGUUCUUAGCCCCGUGGUGGCCCAUGGUGCAUCCUCCUCCCACCCGCCCCCUAAUUUUGUAUGCAAAAUGUGUGAGUAUGUGUAUGAGCAUUUUUCUGAGAGGCAGGUCUAGAGUUCUCAUGAGAUUUUUUAAAAGAGAGGACUCCCCACCUUAAAGUUACCAACCUGUCAUUUGGAGGUGAGCAGUGAGAGCAAUUUAACUAUUUGCCAGGGGUGUUUUUGUUUGCUAACAGGAGAUCUUUGGUUGUGGUUCUCACCUGGAAGUACUCAGUAGAAUCCCUUACAGAAUGUUUGAAACAUAUGCAUGCCUGGGUCCACUUUAGGAUUAAUUCUAACUCAGUCUGUGGGACUGGACUCUGGACAUGCAUGUGUUUAAAUAGCUUCUCUGAUGAUUCUGAACCAUUCUCCAGAACUUCAUAUUGUGAAGUUGGGUGGAGAAACACUGGGAUAGUAGUUCCUUGGACAAAGCAUCAACCGCAGAAUUCUGAAUUCCUCAUGGUUCUGAAAGGACAGUUCCCCAGAGUUAGCUAUGUGAGCAGAUCUCAAUAUUGAAUGAAGUAACCCCUGCAAAGUUACUUCAGGCAGCAGCUAUGUUUUAGAGGGUUAUUCUGGGUUCUAGUUCCAGCUUUAAUGCUUAACAUUGCAAGGUGAUGUGGAAUCAAUCACUAUGUUAAAUAAAUGUCCUUGGAUAAUAGCUGGGAAUUUUAAGCACCCUGGAGAGAGGUACUGAGAGAAAACUUACAGGAAGAUGAAGGUUAUCAUCACGGGCGAGUGGCUUGUGACCUUGAGUCCAUUUUUGCAUCCUGAGCAGGACAUCACAGCCAGCUUUCAAACUUGCCUGGGUUCUGCUCCAAAUUGCCUCCAAGAUGUAAAGUAACUUCCUAUUCCUGUUUAGCCUUCACAUGAUAUGUACUUAGUGCCCUUGUCUGUGGGGCUUCAGGCUGGUGUGGAGUGUGGUGGAGGAGGGAGACACAAAAGCGGAAGAAAAGUCCUUGCCCUCAAGAAGGUUAUUUUAGAGGAAGGGCAUAUAAUUUUUAAUAGAUGAACAUUUGCAAAAGAGCAACAUACUGAGUCUAUAAAUGGGGAUGUCGUGGUGGAGUACGGAUUAGUUCAGACUUUUCUCUUGUCCUUUGCCUAUGAGACUAAAAGGGUUGGGAGGUGGGAAUGUCCCCCCAGGAUGAUGUGGUUGAGGAGGUAUGUGUGGCACUUUUGCAAGGUUGCCUUGUCUGGCUUUGCUUGGCUGGUGGCAUCUUUAGCCCAAAUGGGCGUUCAGUCUUUUCUCUUGCCGUGCAGUUCAGAGCUAACACAUGAGAACGAGCAAUUUGAUCCACGACUUUGGAUUUGGGCUCCAUGUACUCUUAGAGGAGAAAUCUCCAACAAACCUGUGUUGUGUUACCUUGUCAGAAACCCCAGUGUUAGGCACAGUCACUGGGAUGUGUGGUCGGGCUCUCAGCCUGCUGGUGUGGCUUCGCUCUCCCCACGUGCUAAUGUGCGUCCCCCAGAAGAGGAGCCUGAAGGAGUGUUGCUCUCAGACAGGACGCAGGACGUUGGAGUUUGACCGCACCAAGGACUUUAGCAUCCUUUUGUUUUUAGAACGAUAUCCCUCCAGAGAGGGUUCAGCAGGAAGAAGCCAGGAGAGUAUAGAAGGGAAUAGAGCUCUUGCUCCAAAUUUUAGAGAAGUCUGUGUGUACAGCACAGACGCCACCAAGAAGGGAUGGAUUCCAGAGUACUUUCUGCCUGAUGCUUUCCGCUUUGUUGUAGGGGAAAUCGGUGAAGACUAGCAUUUAAUCUAUUGACUUAAAACAGGGAAAGGAAGGUCAUGGUAUAUUUGAUGAUCUUUCUCUUGCCUUAAAGUUGAAAGAGGAGUUUUGCGACAGACUUGAAAGAAGAGUCUAAAGCAGAUUUGAGAACUAGCUUCUCUUCCUGUUUCUUAAUCCUUAAGUUGCAAUUUAGCUCUUACUUACUUGUCUGUAUUGUCUUUGGCUUUGCUUUGGCAAGGGGAUUGUUUUGCAUUCAAUUGAAAAGUAGGAUGAGAAAAUCUUUUAAAAACAUGUAUUGUACUAGGGGUCUGCCCUGUAUUAUUGCCUCUGGUUGUGUUUUUUGUUGCUGUUGUUUUGGGUUUUCUCCCCUCCAGAAAUCAGGGUUGGAAGCACAAGAUACGUGUAUUCGUAGACUGAACAGCUGAAUGUUUCCUAUGAGGACCUAGGUGUUCCUCGUUGCAAUCCGCAGUUGAUCUUCAGAGGCACUGGCAUUUUGAAGAAACAUGAUGCAGCUGUUUGGAAAUAAAUUCAUCUUAUGGUGUCUCUGUGAGUAGGAGAUCUGAGACCCAGAGAAGCUCACUGAUGCUUGGGGCAGCCAAAGGACGAGGGGGAAAGUGUCCAUAAUUGAGAGAACUGUACCUGGGUUAGACAGUCUUAGGCACAGUCCAUCGACUGUGCUAAGCCCGGAAGCCAUGCUGUGUGUUUUCCAGAAAUGUGAUAAUUUUAUGCAGGUUUUCCAUUGCAUAUUUCUAUUUGUGUUUUAAAAUAUUUUAAUUUAAAAAUUAUGUCACAACGAAAUCGGGUUGCAGCAUUGGAAGGCUUGAUCUCUGACGUCCCAUAGAGGUGAUGCAGAGACCAGAGGUAUGCCCAGGGACGUAGCGCAGACUCAUCGUGUCCGGAAGACUGUAUCUAGAAAUACCUAUAUGCCGACCGCCCAACAGACUCCAGCAGGGACACACACUGCCUGACAGAUUCUGGCAGGUCCCUGUGCUGACUAACUGCCAGACUCUACCAAGACCUGUCAGCGGACAGUCUGACCGUUCUCUCAUUCUACCAGUUCAUAGUAUGUGCGUGUUGUUACAAUUCUCUGUCCACUGCCCAUGUCCUACAGAGAAAGGAGGUAACCACUCCACCUGUUUUCUUUAGGGGGAAGUACUAUAUACGAUGCUUUUUAAUAGACAUUUUUUUAAGAGUAGCAGCCAAAUUCUGAUCGUUAAAUGAAGGUUGAACAUCACUUGUGAGAUCGUUUGUAAACUCAGCUGAGGAAGUGCCUGCUCGGAGCCUGAAAUUGUUCCCUCUGCUUGAAGGCAUCCCAUCCGCUGCCCCACUUCUGGGCAGGACCUCACUUUCUGAGCCCUCUGUGCCCCAGCUUCCCCUCCUGGCCUGCAGCAUGCCGUUGGGCCGCGCAGCUGCUCUUAGCCUGCCAUCUAUUUGGCUCCUACUCAGAAUCUAAUAAAAAUGCAAAGGAGAUUUUGCAUUCAAAAAUUGAUUUUAAGAGUCAGCAAACGUAUUCUUUUCAGUAAGCCUUCCACUGGGGAUCUGUGACCAAUAUUUACCUACUUGAUUUUUUUUUUUUUUGUAUCUGAAUUGCUUGUGUACAGUUUGUCCUUGUGUUGAAGUAACAGGGUCCGCUCAUUCUGAUAACGGUGAUAGUUUUGCUGUGGCAAAAGCAAAUGGCUGGUCACCAGCUGUGCCCUUUGAGGGGGCUGGGGGUAGGCUGAGCACCACUGAGUUAAAUGGCAUGAACUGAAUUGGGAACCCAGGCAAUAGAGCUAGCCUGUAGGUUUCUGAGGCACAGACAGCUCUGUUGACAGAAGGAAUGUAAGUCCUCAGCAGCAUCCUAAUUUAAUCUGGUGACAUCAAUAUCAAAAUAUGCCACUCAGAUCCACAUAAGGUGUGUAUAACUGUAUUUGAAUUGUGUUUUUGUGUGUGUGUGUGUAGAAUGGGUAAAUAAAAUUGUUGAGUAACUUGAACCUA
This is a messenger RNA of Camelus dromedarius (Arabian camel), 7622 nucleotides long. It is a transcript of the gene PFKFB2, whose product is annotated as 6-phosphofructo-2-kinase/fructose-2,6-biphosphatase 2. Gene Ontology annotation, cellular component: cytosol. Lineage: Eukaryota; Metazoa; Chordata; Mammalia; Artiodactyla; Camelidae. Gene Ontology annotation, biological process: fructose metabolic process; fructose 2,6-bisphosphate metabolic process. Gene Ontology annotation, molecular function: 6-phosphofructo-2-kinase activity; ATP binding; fructose-2,6-bisphosphate 2-phosphatase activity. Bases 992 to 2545 code for a protein of 517 amino acids. The transcript has 17 exons. The record is from RefSeq and is a predicted model, not a curated record.